Rhododendron vialii is the source of this 3486-nucleotide messenger RNA. RefSeq lists its product as uncharacterized. The transcript is spliced from 13 exons. The record is from RefSeq and is a predicted model, not a curated record. NCBI's taxonomy places the organism in Eukaryota, Viridiplantae, Streptophyta, Magnoliopsida, Ericales, Ericaceae. Gene Ontology annotation, molecular function: protein binding. The coding region runs from base 36 to 3380 and encodes 1114 amino acids.
CCAAAAGACAUAAGCUUUCUAAGAAGCAGAAUGUCAUGCAAGGUGAAGAUAGAAUCAGCAACUUACCAGGCAACCUUAUUAGCCGAAUCCUAUCUUCUCUUCCAACAAAAAGUGCAGUUGCGACAAGCGUCUUAUCAAAGAGGUGGAAGCAAUUCUGGACACUAGUCGCCAAUCUGGAAUUUGAUUGCCGGAAGCAUGUUCAAGAGAUGGAUUCUGAGCUGCCAGUGUUUCCUAAUUUGACUUCCUUGGUACUUGGUGCGGGCUAUGUUGGAUGGGAAUGGUUGUCACAAUUCUUGGAGAAAUCACCGUGUCUCGAGAGUCUUGUCUUCAAAGAGGGGUAUCAAAGUGAACACUAUAGAGAUGAAUAUUAUGAAGAAGGAGACAGCGAGGGAGACGACAAGCCCUUGCUUUGCCAUCCACCUGAGAAUGUUCCUUCUUGUUUACGCUCGAACCUCAAGGUAAUCAAGUUUGUGAACUUUCAAGGGGAUGAUGGGGAACUGAAAAUGGUGGAGUAUUUUCUGAAGAAUGCUGAAGUUUUGGAGAAGUUGAUGAUACAAACUGAUGGAACUGUUGACGAAUGUUUUGACAUGGGAGCAGCGGGGUUGGCGGUUGCAGAACAGCAGUUGGAGGUUACGACAAAACUUUUAAUGUUACCAAGAAACUCAAAGACCUGUCAGAUUGAGUUUGUUAUUCGGCGUUAUAACUUUUGUACCCGAUCGUUCUACUUAGUAGGCCCCGUUAUGUUUGGUUAUGUACUAGUUUUUGAUACCUACCCUUUCAAACUUGUUUUUUGGUGUUGCCCAUGUUGUUUUCCACAUAUAAGAUGGGAGGUCUUCGAUGUCCUUAGCCUUGUGCCUUGUGUAUUCCUCUCUUUAAUGCUAACAAACUUGGGCUCAAAGUCCAAAAGGCAUAAGCUUUCUAAGAAGCAGAAUGUCAUGCAAGGUGAAGAUAGAAUCAGCAACUUACCAAGCAACGUUAUCGGCCGAAUCCUCUCUUUUGUUCCCACAAAAAAUGCAGUUGCGACAAGCGUCUUAUCAACCAGGUGGAAGCAAUACUGGACACUAGUCACCAGUCUGGAAUUUGAUUGCCCGGAGGAUGUUCAAGAGAUUGAUUCUGAGCUGCCAAUCUUUCCUAAUUUGACUUCCUUGGUACUUGGUGCGGGCUAUGUUGGAUGGGAAUGGUUGUCACAAUUCUUGGAGAAAUCACCUUGCCUAGAAAGUCUUGUUUUCAAAGAGGGGUAUCAAAUUCAACACGAUGGAGAUGAAUAUGAUGAAGAAGGCGACAACGAGGGAGAAGAUGACAGCGAGGGAGAAGAUGACAGCAAGGGAAGCGAGGGAGAAGACACCAACGAGGGAGAGGACAAGCCCUUGCUUUGCCAUCCACCUCAGAAUGUUCCUUCUUGUUUACGCUUGAACCUCAAGGUAAUUAAGUUUGAAAAAUUUCAAGGGGAUGGUGGGCUACUGAAAAUGGUGGAGUAUUUUCUAAAGAACGCUGAAGUUUUGGAGAAGUUGAUAAUACAAACUGAUGGUACUGUUGACGAAUGUUUUGAUAUGGGAGGAGCGGGGUUGGCAGUUGCAAAACAGCAGUUGGAGAUCACGACAAAACUUUUAAUGUUGCCAAGAGGUUCGAAGGCUUGUCAGAUUGAGUUUUCAAAUAGUACUACAUUGCUGGUACUGUAUAUGUUUGGCUUUUUGACGUGUUUCUUUUAUGAGUGUUGGAAAGGGAAAACCCUACUCCCUCGUCUCCUCGCAUUAUCUCUGACCGAACCGCCACCGGCUGAUGGACCGCCACCCACCGCCGUACCGCGGCCUUCUCGCGAGAAGUUUCAUCAACUGUUAAGCCCUGGAUGGAGUGAGCUACUAUCCACUCUCAGCACUAGUUUCAUCACGGGAUGGGAACCCAUGGGUUCAAAGGCGAAAAGACAUAAGCUUUCUAAGGAGCGGAAUGCCAUGCAAUGUGAAGAUAGAAUCAGCAACUUACCAAACAACCUUGUUGGCCAAAUCCUCUCUCGUCUUCCAACAAAAAUGGCAGUUGCGACUAGCGUCUUAUCAGCCAGAUGGAAGCAAUUCUGGACACUAGUCACCAGUCUGGAUUUUGAUGAUAAGUUAAUGCUUCAGCGUCGAACAAGUAACAAAGCUGCACUCCAAAUGAGUUUUGCAAGUUUCAUAGACGGAGUGCUAGAUAGAGUCUCGUUUUUGGAUAAGUUCCGUCUCAAAUGCUGCCAAAGUUAUGAUGUUUCACAUGUAAAUGCAUGGGUUGCUACUCUCAUAAAAUACCGUAUCGAAGAACUUGAUCUCUCUAUUCCAGUGAAUCACUCUACUAAUCAUGUGCUGCCUUGGGGCCUUUUUUCUUGUAGAACACUGGUGGUAUUGAAAUUGGGUACUAAGUUUAUGCUUAAUGUACCAGCUUCGGUUUGCCUACCGAGUCUCAAAAUUCUCCAUCUUGAUAGUGUCCAAUUUUCAGAUGAUGUCUCAAUCAAGAGGCUCCUCCUUGGUUGUCCUGUGCUUGAUGAACUGAGUAUGAAUGAAUGCGUUGGAAAAGAUGUACGUGUUAUUCACAUUUCUGCACCAGUGCUCACAAAGUUGAUAUAUCAUAACGAAAAGGAAAAAUAUUCUUUGCACAAUGACUUUUUGGAAACUGCUGAUGUUUCUGAGCACAAGAUUGUGAUUGAUACCCCAGCUCUUCUACACCUGGAGCUGAUUGAUGAUGCAGCAGAGGUUUAUUUGGGAAAGAACCUAAGUCAUAUCAUUAAAGCUGAUAUUAGUAUUGCAGUGUUAUACAAUGAAACUCAUUCUAAAUGUAUAACUGAUCUUCUCAUGGGAAUAUCUGAAGUCCAAUCUCUACACUUGUAUAAUGAUUGCCGAGAGGCUGUUCACAAGAUUGAUUCUGAGCUGCCAAUUUUUCAUAAUUUGACUUCCUUGGUACUUGGUGUGGGUUAUGUUGGAUGGGAAUUGUUGUCACAAUUGCUGGUGAAAUCGCCAUGUCUGGAAAGUCUUGUUUUUGAAGAGGGGUAUCAUAUUGAACAUGAUGAAGAUGAAUAUGAUGUGGAAGACGACAGUGAGGGAGAUGAUAAGCCCUUGCUCUGGCAUGAUUGGUAUCCACCUCAGAAUGUUCCUUCUUGUUUACCCUCGAACCUCAAGCUGGUUAAGUUUUUGAAAUUUCGAGGGGGUGAUGGGGAUCUGAAAAUGGUGGCGUAUUUUCUGAAGAAUGCUGAAGUUUUGGAGAAAUUGAUAAUAGACUGCGAAAGUUAUGGCGAAGAAUUUGAUGUUCCAGAAGACCAGUUGAAGAUUACCGUAAAACUUUUAAUGCUACCAAGGGCUUCAAGGACUUGUCAGAUUGAAUUUGUUACUCCUAUUUUGCGUCAUGAUGAAUCCGAUUAAUUAGGCCCAUUGUCAUCGGUUAAGUACUUCGUAGUUUUAAUUCCUAGCAGUUUGAACUUGUGUUACAGUGUUGGUAGUCAUAUACAUCGCUCAGAUAUGUCUGUUA